UUUUUUUACCGUGUCAUAUUGUUCAUAAUGAUUUUCUUUUUUCAUUGCAGACCUGAUGGAGCCAAAAGAAGAAAUCACAAAUGCAAGAGAACAGACAGAUCAAGAUCUGAAAGUGACAAAGGAGGAAAUUUCACAACUCAAUGAAAUGGAGGAGAAACCUCAUCAUUUGAUACCCAAGGAAGAAUCUCUGAGCUGUUCGAUUACUGUGAGGAAUUUGUCACCUAAAAGAAACAACAAGCAAAAGGCAACAGCUAAAGAUGCUCUUACUUGCCCUCAGUGUGGAAAGACCUUCACAUAUAAAUAUAAACUUAAUAAGCACAUGAAAACCCACACUGGAGAAAGACCUUACAGAUGUGAUCAGUGUGGAAAAAGUUUCAUUCGUAAGAUUGACCUCAACAGGCACAUGAGGAUUCACACUAAAGAAAGGCCUUACAAAUGUGAUCAGUGUGGAAAGAACUUCAGGUAUAAAGGGCACCUUACUGACCACACGAAAAUUCACGCUGGAGAAAAGCCUUACAGAUGUGAUCAUUGUGGAAAGAGUUUUCUUCAUAGGGGUAAUCUCAAUGUGCACAUGAGAAUUCACACUGGAGAAAAACCUUACAGAUGUGAUCAGUGUGGAAAGAGUUUCAUUUGUAAGACUGACCUUAAUCAGCACAUAAUAAUUCACACUGGAGAAAAGCCUUACAGAUGUGAUCAGUGUGGAAAGAGUUAUGGUCGUAGGUGUGAUCUCAAGGGGCACAUGAGUAUUCACACUAAUGAAAGGCCUUACAAAUGUGAUCAUUGUGGAAAGAACUUCAAUUAUAAAUGGCACCUUAAUGAUCACACAAGAAUUCACACUGGAGAAAGGCCUUACAGAUGUGAUCACUGUGGAAAAACCUUUAAUAGAAAAUCGCAUUUAAGUAAUCACACAAAAAUUCACACUGGAGAAAAGCCUUACAGAUGUGAUCAAUGUGGAAUGAGUUUUCUUCGUAGGUUUAAUCUCAACGUGCACAUAAGAAUUCACACUGGAGAAAAACCUUGCAGCUGUGAUCAAUGUGGAAAGAAUUUCAAUCAUAAGACUUAUCUCAAUAGGCACAUGAAGAUUCACACUAAACAAAGGCCUUAAAAUGCCCCUACUACGGUGAUUUUCGUAUUUGAAAAGUUCAGAUGCAAAAACCACUAAACGCAACCUCGGUAAAAAAUGAGAUGAUAAUAUUAACCGAAUGCUUUUGGCAUGUAUUAUACGUUCAUCAAGUAGUUUUGCUUCAAAUGUGCCUAAAGGCACACCGUCGAACUUUUUGGCCACUAGGGGCCGCUAGACAUGUAUUUUUCAUGCCUAGCACCCCUAGAGGCCACAAGCGCCGCAGCACUGUCGCAAAGGAAAAGAACUGGCCAACCUUAAAACUAAACUAAAAAAUAAACCUUUAAAACGCUAAACAAUCAACAUUUUGAGGCAUCAGGGAGAAACGCAGUCAUGUUACAACUUUCUGAUGAGGAACUCGUGGUAGAAGUCAUUUCUCAAUCUGAAGGUUGCAGCCUCCGGAUGUCGUAUUUCUAAGCUGCAUACGUCAUCAAGACUGCCUUAUUUCAGAAUAUUAACAAUUAUAAACUUGACUAUUAUACUUAGUUAAUCGUAAAUUGUUGCAGUAUGCUUAUGUCUUGCGAAUGUAAUGCACAGUUUACCUUAAUAAACCAGGCUUGAUGACGUAUGCAGCCUGCAUAUUUGACCUCCGGAGGCUGCAGUCUUCCAAUUGAGAAAUGACCAGAAGUAUUUCCUUGCCUUUUUCGAAACAAAUAUUGUUGCAUCGUCCCUCUCUUCCUCGCCACCAGGAUUUUCCGCAAUGGCGCUCGUUUUCCUCUCUUUUGUGUGAAAAUUGUCGCUCCGAAUCCAAGUAAACCGAUGUGUUCACGUCUGCCGCUUUGUAAUGUCACGCGAGUGACAGCGGAACGCAGCAAAUGAGGAAGAGAAAAGAGAGAAACGUUAGGAUCUGAUUGGUGAAAUAAUAGGGUUUGGUUUUACACUGUUUGAGUUUGAGCAAGUUUGACUGACUGCUAUAGCGUCCUGGAUUGUAAUGUAAAUACCAUAGACAGUAAAAGAAAUGAAAAAAAAAACAAGCAAUACGAUUAAUACAGAUUGAAGAAUAGUCAGGAUGUAAAGAUUCAGCCUUUCAUUCCCUAAAGAAAGAGCAAAGAUGAUCUAAAAUGAUCUGUAAGUACAGUGACAGUCAGAAGACUUCUGAUUGAAGCUGAGCUGUUUUCAAGAAGCCCCCAUAAAGCAACAUUGUUGAAAAACACAUCAAGUGGCCGAAAGAAAAAUGGCGUAAUAUUUUGUGGCCUGACGAGAGUAAAAUUGUUCUCUUCGACUCAAGUGGUUAUCGGCAGAACCUCAGGCGACUCCCGGGUACUAAAUUCAAGCCACAGUACCCUAUAAAGACAGUUAAACAUGGUGGUGCAAAAAUCAUGGGAUUGGGAUGUUUUUCAUACUACAGUGUUGGGCUUAUUUAUCUUAUACAAGAGAAAAGGGAUCAGUUUGAAUACAUCAAAAUACUUGUUAAGAUUAUGUUGCCCUUGACCGAAGUGGAAAUGCCCCUAAAAUGGGUGUUUCAACAAGACAAAUCUGGUUCCAGACAAAAAGGAUUGAGGUAAUGAUGGAGUGUCCAGCUCAAUCCCCUGAUCUCUACCUCAUUGAAAACUUGUGGGGUGACAACAAAAAAUGCAGUUUUUGACGUAAAACCUACAAACUUUACAGGAACUGUGGAUCUUGGACUAAAAUAUCUGUUUCUGGGUGCCGGUUGGUUGAGUUGAUUUGACACAGAUGUGCAGCAGAUAUAAACAACAAUGCAACUAAAUAUAAAUAAUUCAAUAGUUUAAAGCGAAGUUAAAUCUUUAGAAAUUUCUUCAGUUUUAAGUGUCUACAGAGAAAAAUGUUGACACUGCUUUUAUUUUAUUUGAACAGAUUAAUAUUCAUUUUAUUUGUUUCCCUUUAAAAGAACAAGACAGACUUGU
Messenger RNA from Paramisgurnus dabryanus, 2985 nucleotides. The record is from RefSeq and is a predicted model, not a curated record. NCBI's taxonomy places the organism in Eukaryota, Metazoa, Chordata, Actinopteri, Cypriniformes, Cobitidae.